This is a messenger RNA of Penicillium antarcticum, 921 nucleotides long. RefSeq lists its product as uncharacterized. Bases 1 to 921 code for a protein of 306 amino acids. The transcript has a single exon. The record is from RefSeq and is a predicted model, not a curated record. NCBI's taxonomy places the organism in Eukaryota, Fungi, Ascomycota, Eurotiomycetes, Eurotiales, Aspergillaceae.
AUGUCUUCCCCACCAGGAAUCAAAACCUACACCUCAGCCCCCGUCAACGCAAACACCACGGCAGAAGCAACACCAGAAACAGAAACACAGGCAACAACUUCAAACACCGAUCCCGAACCCGCCACUGCAAUCGAAGCCGAAGCCUCAAAGACAGAUCCCUCCAUACCCGCUCAGCUCCCUGCUACAACGACUGCAACUGCCACUGCGCCUUCCGCUGAAGCGCUUUAUACUACUGCCAGCCCGGCUCCAGCUCCAGCUCCAGGUGCGGCUGCAGCAUUACCAACAGCUACAGCUACAGCUACAGCCGAGCACACGGGCGGCUUAUCUGCGACAAAGACGGUGCCAGAAUCGCUUACUGCUACUUCUACGUCUACAUCGCCUCCACAGCCACAGCCAGGCGCCGUUCCAGAACCUCCUACUCCAGCUGCAGCAGUAACCCAACCUCAAACACGCUCCCCAGUCCCGCCACCGCCAAAAGCGGGCGAGGCGGUUCCUCCAGCUGCUCCAGUACCCGCAACAGCAACAGCAGCACCCACAGGAGCAUAUACCGGGCCAGGAGGACACGGAGCUCAACCCUCGUACGCAAACUCCUACGCCUACAAUUCUUCCCUCCAACCUCAGGUCAACCAAGCACAAAUCCCAAACUCAACAUCUGCUCCAUAUAACACCGUCUACCCGACAUCCGCGGCACACCGUCCCCAGAGUCUCCCGCAGUAUAACAGUAGCCCUUCUGGAAGUGGAUAUGGGUACGGAAAUGGAAGUGGCAGCGGAUCAGGUGGUGGAGCAGGUGAUAUCUUCCCCGAUGAGGAACCUGGUUUUAUGAGUGCUGCUAAAGGGUGGAUGCAGGCUGCGGGCAGUAAAUUGGCCGAGGUUGAGAAGGAGGUUUGGAAGAGGAUUAAUGAUGCUCAUGAUGAGAAGUAG